AUGUCUGCCUUCUCCCCGCACGUCUCACCUCAGCAGCCACAUCCGGCGAAUUUUCCGACCUCGUGGGGUGGCGACCAACAUGGCAUGAUGCUUCAGAUGGGGCUGCAGUAUGGUCAGAGCAUGCUUCAGGGAGGCGAGAAGCGGUUUAUGCAACACUUGCCUGUCAUUUCCAAUGUUCACCGCUAUUUCCGUGUGGAUAAUAAUUAUGUAAAGAAAAAGCUGUCAAUUCUACUCUUCCCCUUCACUCGACGAUUUGAGAGCUUUCCACAUGGAUCCGGCGCGGAGCAGGAGGGCAAUGGAGGAGCUACGGGCUUUGGGGGAGAUGCAGUGCCCUAUUCACCCGCCUCAACUGUGGGUCGUCCGUAUCCAACUACACUGGCCGCCUUACCCAUAAAUGACGUGUACGCAUUAGACCUUUAUCUGCCUCUCAUGGGUGCCAUCACGUACAUCAUCCUUUCUGGAUUUGUGCAUGGACUGCAUCACUACCGCGUGACGAAUGAAGAACUCUUGGGUAUUGCUUCAGCAGUAGUAUUCUGGUUUUUGGUUGAGGUUUUUGCACUCAAAAUGGCAAGCUAUAUCUUUAGACUUGUGCCAGAAAUGAAGGUUUUGGACCUGAUGGCUUUGACUGGAUACAAGUAUCUUACGGUGUCCAUUAUUGUGUUUUUGCGGGAACUCCUACAGUUUGAAAGUGAUCCCUACUAUGUAGGUUUUAUGGUGUCCUAUAUCUUGUUUGCCAACGGCGUUUUUGUGAUUAAGAAUAUAACGCGAAUGUAUGCAUGCGAAGGACGGACCCCGUCAAACGCGAGGCUGCUGGCGUACGGUGCCGCAUUUCUGCAGGCACCGCUUGUGCUGUGGUUGGCAGUCAGGCCAUUUUGGUAA
Molecule: messenger RNA, 879 nt
Organism: Trypanosoma rangeli
Lineage: Eukaryota; Euglenozoa; Kinetoplastea; Trypanosomatida; Trypanosomatidae
Product: Hrf1 family protein
Exons: 1
Coding region: 1-879 (292 amino acids)
Biological process (GO): endoplasmic reticulum to Golgi vesicle-mediated transport
Cellular component (GO): Golgi membrane; endoplasmic reticulum membrane; endoplasmic reticulum-Golgi intermediate compartment
Source: RefSeq, a predicted model, not a curated record